UAAAUCCAAUAGAUUAGUGUUAUACGGUUAGAGAAUGCGCCACGAUCGUUAAUUCAGUGGGCCUUUUAAGUCAUUGACAUGUUCCUUGGCCCAUCUCCACCCCGCACGCCUCCCCUAAACCGCCGUAACAACCACAGACCUCCUCCACCUCACGCAACCGUCUCCUCCUCCCUUCCCGACCUCUUCCUCGCAGCCUUCUCUCUCCUCUUCCUCUGGUCUUCUCCCAAACCUCUCGUCUCUCUCCCUCCCAACAGAUUCUCCUUCCCUCUAUCUCCUCGCCGCCGAUCCACCGCCUCCAUGUCCCGCCGAUCUCCUCCUCCUCCUCCGACGCCGCAGCGAUUCGCUAAUCCUCAGUCUCUCUCCGACUGGCUCGAGCCGCGUCUCCCUUCAGACUCGUUCGCCGCCUGGGGAGUCAGACCGGGGACGAAAAACGUCCACAACCUCUGGCUCGAGCUCUCCGACGGCGAGACUUCCCUCGCGGAUUCGACCCCUCCGGUCCGCGCCGUCAACGUCGUCACGGUCCGCGUGAUCGGAGAAGGCGGUAGGAUCCUCGUGGAGUCUCACCAGGAGUUGUCGGACGGGAGCGUCCGGGAGAGGUUUCGUCCUUUGUCGGAGAAGAUGAAGCCGGAGGAAACGCCCGACGAAGCUGUCUUUCGCGCCGUUAAAGAAGAGCUCGGGUCUAUCUUUGAAGGCGAAGACGACGACGGUGGAGAGAGGAUCAAGAUUCUUCCGGGGAGUUACAGUAGAAGAGUGGAGGAAAGGAACUCGCUUUCGUAUCCGGGGUUGCCCGCGCGUUACGCUCUGCACUCGGUGGACGCGACGGUGAAGGGACUACCGGAGGAAGAUUUCUGCACGGAGGAGAAAGAGUAUGAUGGUGGUGACUCGAGGGAGGAAGACUCGGAGGAAACACGAGCUGUCGGAAAAGCUGUGACGGUUAAGCGGCAUUACUGGAAGUGGGUUAGUCCUAGUUCGGUUCGGUCCUAAAACAGCUUUCACUUCGGAUUGUCUUUAUUACAGUGUGAUUCAUCAGUUAGUUAGUAAUCUAUCUGUCUUGUUUAGUUUCAUUGUGUUGUGCUCUGGACUUCGUAGUGUUUUAGUCAGGCUUAUGAACUCUUGUUGCAGGUUUACAGAAAUACAUAGAAGAGUAUAAGACUCUUCUUUUGUGUGUACUA
Molecule: messenger RNA, 1172 nt
Organism: Raphanus sativus (radish)
Lineage: Eukaryota; Viridiplantae; Streptophyta; Magnoliopsida; Brassicales; Brassicaceae
Exons: 1
Coding region: 79-984 (301 amino acids)
Source: RefSeq, a predicted model, not a curated record